Messenger RNA from Pleuronectes platessa (European plaice), 843 nucleotides. RefSeq names its product NME/NM23 family member 5 (gene nme5). Gene Ontology annotation, biological process: negative regulation of oxidative stress-induced intrinsic apoptotic signaling pathway; GTP biosynthetic process; UTP biosynthetic process. The record is from RefSeq and is a predicted model, not a curated record. Bases 139 to 789 code for a protein of 216 amino acids. Gene Ontology annotation, molecular function: nucleoside diphosphate kinase activity. NCBI's taxonomy places the organism in Eukaryota, Metazoa, Chordata, Actinopteri, Pleuronectiformes, Pleuronectidae. The transcript is spliced from 5 exons.
GAACAUAGGAAAAUAAGAACGUAGGUUAGGAGACAUUAGGACCAGGGGGCAGAUUGAAGUCUGAAGUCGUUCACCACCUCUUCCCCAUUUUAGUUGAUCAAUAACUAACUUUACCAGCUUAGUGAACACAUUUUUAGUAUGGAACAGAACUCAUAUCCUCGCAUUUACGUAGAGAGAACCCUGGCUCUCAUUAAACCAGACGCCAUCCACAGAAGUGAGGAGAUCGAAGACGUUAUCCUCAAAUCGGGAUUCUCUGUGUUGCAGAAGCGGAAGCUGCAGCUAAGUCCAGAGCAAUGCAGCGACUUCUACGUAGACCAUUUUGGGAAGUUCUUCUUUCCCAACUUGUCUGCCUUCAUGAGCUCUGGCCCCAUCAUCGCCCUGACGCUGGCCCGCAGCAAUGCUGUUGCCUACUGGAGGAUUCUCAUGGGGCCUCUCAACAGCCCCAAGGCUCGAGAAACUCACCCAGAAAGCCUUAGAGCAAAGUAUGGCACUUGUGACCUGAAGAACGCACUCCAUGGCAGUGAGUCAUUUUAUGCAGCUGAGAGGGAGAUCAAAUUCAUGUUCCCAAACUCUGUUAUUGAGCCCUUUCCUUCGAGAGAAGAAACCGAAGAAUACCUGAGCAAGCAUGUGAAUCCAACUCUGGUUCGAGGGCUCACUCAGCUCUGCAGGCACAAGCCACUCAACCCCUGUGUUUGGCUAGCUGACUGGCUGAUCAAAAACUGUCCCAACAGGCCUCAAAUAUGUGAUGGAGCAGCUGUGGAAGACAGGAAGAAAGGGAAGAAUACAUAACAUCAGAUUGAGUACAUUCUAACAAACGUCUUCAGUCUUUCCCUAAAGAAAUAA